GUGCAGUUGUGCAGAGCAUCUCGACGCCUCCCUCAGCGAGCCCGAGGAUCCCGUGCCAGUACUAGUUACUUCGUACAGCAAGCGCACGCCAAUAUCGACGGCGGAGCCUUUCCUUCGGCCUUGCCACGCAUGAAUUCUUGCGGACUGAUGGCUGUACAACACUUCGUUAGCACUUUAUCCGGGCUCCGACUGUGCCCGCAUCAGAGGGGCACGGGAACCCUCAACGCUGCUCAGGCUGCAGACAAAGCGAUUCGCUCGUCCUUACCGCUGCGGUGCAGUGAACACCCAGCAGCUGCCGGCCUGCCCGUCUCCUGGCCGAUGCAUGCAAACAUCCACUUGGUUGGCGGCUGCUCCGAUCUGCAGAAACAAACAACGCAGGAGAAGCGUCUGAAUCACCUCUCAGACCCGAGGUGUGGCACCCAAUCAAUGCCGUCUCCUGACAAGCUGGGCGGGAAGCUGGCUCUCAAACAGCAGAACACCGGAGACGACCGUUUCGGACUCCGGGCCCUGGUCGUUUACGAAGUACGCAUUGAAAGACUUACCGGGAGAUCUGGAGACCUCUUACUCUUUACGCCACGAAAGAGCGGGUCUUUUCGUGUCAAGAGAUCCAAAGUCUGGGGCACUAAACAGCACCACACUGGUGUACGGAUUAGUGGAGUUUUACUGGGCGUACCGAGUGCUCCAUAACUACACUACGUGGACACUUGACUCAAAACUUCGCCUCUCCCGUCAUCGCCCACAUGCCCGCGGGACACUACAAGCGGCAGCCAUCACUCCGUACCGCCUGGCCAAAGAAAGAAAAAGGGGAGGGAGACAGAAGUAAAGAGUCAGCUCGUCACGGGGCCUCGGCUGACUUCUUCGCCCGGACAUCAGCCCCGCCGUUUGGCUCUCUUGCAUUCACUUGUGUUCUCGGCCCACACCCAUCUCAUGAGACCAGAGAGAGUCUUUUGCUCACCCUUCCCGUUGUUUGGCUGGCCCGACCGGCAUGUGGGGCGAGGAGGCAGAGGUGUGGGGUGGCGGGAGGUGUGUGUGUGUGUGCGUGUGCAUGUGUGCGCGAGAGUGAGAGAGGAAGCUGUGACACAUUGCAAUGGCUUGUUCGCUUGCGCGAAAGGUAUCGGGCCCAUUCUGUUGGCCACCAGGUCUCCCAAUCGCACGGCCGCCCAGGGUCCCGCCACAACACAUGUUCCCACCAACACCAUGCUCCUUCAGAACUAGCGCCGCGCACCCAAAGAUUAAGAAUAGGAUGGCGCAUCGCCGGUUUCAUAGGCUCCUCUAGUGUAAGGACAGGGGUGUUGUGCCGGGCCCCGAUACACCGCACUAACGUUACUAUUAGUUAGUGGGUGUGAGUACGAGUACGUAUACUUGAUACGUACUCCGUACCACGGGUGGUGGUGGUGGCCCACAGAGGCGGCACCCCUGGCCUGCCUGGUUCCCGCCUCUGGGCAUUGGCAUGGGCAGACGGCGCAUCGAAGACUGGGCCCGUCUGACAUGGGACCUUCCGAGGCCAAUAAAGCCACUGCACACACAGCUCGAAGCCAUCGGGCAAGAGAAGGGAAAGAAG
Molecule: messenger RNA, 1561 nt
Organism: Thermothelomyces thermophilus ATCC 42464
Lineage: Eukaryota; Fungi; Ascomycota; Sordariomycetes; Sordariales; Chaetomiaceae
Exons: 1
Coding region: 130-687 (185 amino acids)
Source: RefSeq, a predicted model, not a curated record